AUGGACUCUGUGAUUGACCUUAUGCAUGAUUUAGUUGACCCAAAGCUAGAGAUACCUGAUAAUUUCUAUAAGGCAAAGAGGUUGGUAUCAAAGUUAGGAUUGUCAUCGAUGAGAAUUCAUUAUUGUGAAAAUGGUUGCAUGUUAUACUAUAAGGGUGAUAUUGAUCUAGAAUCAUGUAAGUUUUGUGGAAAAUCUCGUUAUAAGCAGACUCCUAGUGGGAAGAAAGUUCCUAUUAAGGCGAUGCAUUACUUACCUCUUAUACCAAGGUUAAAGAGGUUGUAUGCAUCUAAUAGAUCUGCUCCUCAUAUGAGAUGGCACCAUGAAAAUAGAAGACCACCUGGUGUUAUGUGCCAUCCUUCCGAUGGAGAGGCCUGGAAGCAUUUUGAUAGAACAUAUCCACAGUUUGCAGCCGAACCACGGAACAUUAGAUUGGGUUUAUGUUCAGAUCGAUUCACGCCACAUUCUGUUUCUACUGCACCAUAUUCUUGUUGGCCUGUAUUUGUAACACCAUAUAAUCUUCCACCUGAGAUGUGCAUGACCAGUCCAUAUAUAUUUCUCAAUUGUGUCAUUCCUGGCCCACAGAAUCCAAAAGUCUUGAUUAAUGUAUACUUGCAACCUUUGAUUGAUGAGUUGAAACAAUUGUGGGUUCAAGGGGUUGAAACAUUUGAUGUGUCUCUUAAGCAAAAUUUUAAUUUGCGGGCUGCCUUAAUGUGGACUAUUAAUGAUUUUCCUGCGUAUGGAAUGUUGUCAGGGUGGAUGACAGCGGGAAAGUUAGCUUGUCCUUGUUGUAUGGAAAAUACUAAAUCAUUCACUUUGAAACAUGGUCGUAAAAAUUCUUGGUUUGAUUGUCAUCGACAGUUCUUGCCAAUAGAUCAUGAGUUUAGGAGUAUGAAAAAUGCAUUCAGAAAGAAUACUGUUGACCAAGGUUGUCCACCUCUAAUCUUGACUGGAGAACAAGUUUGGGAGAGGGUUCAACAAUUUCCAAAGGUUACAGAAGAACAACCGUACAAAUUUGAUGGAUAUGGUGUUGCACAUAAUUGGACAAAACAAAGCAUAUUCUGGGAGUUACCAUAUUGGAAGGAUAAUCUACUUCGACAUAAUCUUGAUGUCAUGCAUAUUGAAAAAAAUUACUUUGAUAAUUUAUUCAACACAGUAAUGGAUGUCAAUGGCAAGACAAAAGAUAAUGUUAAAGCUAGAAUGGACUUACCAGAAUAUUGUAGGCGAAAAGAGUUAUGGUUGCAAGAGAAACAGAACAACAAGUUCUUCAAGCCUAAGGCUAGUUAUUCAUUUACAUUGGAUCAAAAGCGUAAAAUAUGUGAAUGGGUCGAGCAACUUAAGAUGCCUGAUGGACAUGCUUCAAAUUUGGGAAAACGUGUCGAUAUGGAGCACGGAAAAUUACAUGGUAUGAAAAGCCAUGAUUGCCAUGUCUUCAUGGAAACAUUACUCCCCAUUGCAUUUAGUGGCUUGCCCGAUAGAAUUUGA
Solanum verrucosum is the source of this 1482-nucleotide messenger RNA. RefSeq lists its product as uncharacterized. Lineage: Eukaryota; Viridiplantae; Streptophyta; Magnoliopsida; Solanales; Solanaceae. The record is from RefSeq and is a predicted model, not a curated record. The coding region runs from base 1 to 1482 and encodes 493 amino acids. The transcript has a single exon.